This is a messenger RNA of Durusdinium trenchii, 2595 nucleotides long. The record is from the annotation of a GenBank genome assembly. NCBI's taxonomy places the organism in Eukaryota, Dinophyceae, Suessiales, Symbiodiniaceae.
AUGCGUCGAAAAGUGGACCUCAAUGCAUAUCGAUGCUCUCCGCCCGUCAGCGAAUAUGCUUUCACCGAUGAUGGCCAGUCCAACGCAUCCAAGGCUCGAUCUGAGGCCUAUGGGGUCUUCCCCUUGGCAUCACUCUUCAAUCACAGUUGUGCACCGAAUAUGUCCAAAGUCUUGCUGGGCAAGUGGGUGUUUCUCCGCGCAGCUCGGGAGAUUCCACCAGGGGAGGAGCUCACACAAUUCUACUGCGAUAUCCGAAUGCCCGUGGAGAUGCGGCAGAAGGAGCUCUCGGAUUUGCCUUUUGGCAAAAGCGCGAAAGGAUGUCGCUUUGAACUCCUUUUGGACACUGAGAGUGAAGAAUUUCAGCCCUGGAAACGUCUCUACAGCUGUGCAGUUCCCUUGCUUCAGCAGCGCUUCUCCUCGGAGUUGGAAGGCCUCAUCGCCGACGCGGAGCGCUGUGCGCGCCGUGCGCUGGCCGAACGCUUCAUCGAUCCACGAGUCUUGGGCUCUGUGGCCUUUAGCUUGGAUGGUCGCUUUGAGGAGAGCUUGGCACUGUGGAGGCGAUCGGAGCGCUUGGUCAAGUCUGUGGUUCCCUUGUCCAACAUCCAUUUGCGCGUUCACUCAGAGAUGCUUUUGACCAGCGAAGCAGAUGCCGAUCUGCGGGAGAACUUGAGCCUUGUGGCCUCAGCCUUUGGUCCCGGCAUAGAGGUCUGGCAAAAGCUCGUGGGAUUUCGAAUGCCACGGCUUUCGAAGAAGGUCAUGGAUACAUCUCCAAAGCCAGACCUUUGUCCCAUCCAUUACGAAUGGGAGGAGACAGAGCAGAACUGGCUUUUAGUUGCUUGGUCGGCGGCGUUUCAACACGCUCAAGACAUUUUUCUCGAUGCUUCCGCAGACGUCCUACUCUUCAACGCACCGAACGCGGUGGAGACGAAGGUCACCACCUUUGGGGCGUCCAUGUUUCUGAGUCCACCAAAGGACUACAACCAGUUGUCGGUGAAGGCCGCCAAGGAGAUCCCCGCACCCGGCAGCUCCAACGGGCCCUCUGAGGCCGUCUCCGUCAUAGGUGGUGCUGGGCUCAUCAUUGUGCUGGCACUGUUUGUCUUCGGUGUUGGCAUCGUGGUGCCCACGAAGGGAAGGCUUUGUGGGCUGAGAAAUGAGCCAACAGACCACUUCACUACGCAAGCACUCUUCAAUGCGAUGAGCCAAAACCCGGAUCUCGGGGCCGCAUUGGAGGCCUCGGAAGAUGCGGAGAAGCACGCCGAGACUCAGCGUCCCGAGCGUCCCGCCUCGCCGACGUCACCGACCUCGCCGAUCUCGCCCACGUCCAACAAGACCAAGGACGGGGCUGUGGCAGGGAAGAGCGUUACAGAGGAAGAAAUCGAACGAUGCAUCGCAGAGGCAGACAAGAACGGGAAUGGAAUCAUUGAAUACAACGAGUUCAUCGAAUGGCUGCAGCAGCCCUGUGGUACAGUGCGAUUGGGAAGUCACGGUUUAGAGUACUUCGACCUGGAGGCUUGUGUCCGCCCUUUGUAUGACGUCUACGACCAAGAUGGAGAUGGCCUGGUUUCGAUGGAAGAGUUCAUCGGAUGCCAAUCGAUCUUGCAGAACUCUCUUGGGCUCAAAAGCAAGGUUUCACUGGAGGAACAGUUUAAGAAGGAGUUCGGGAGGCCAGGGACCACAAGCGUGCCGCUUCUCGAGAGCGAGCCAAAGAAGACCUUCCUGAUGGUCGAUUCGGACAAGAGCCGGAGCAUCAGUUUCAAGGAGUUCCUGGAGUGGCAACGGAAGCAGCUGAUCGCUGCUCGAACCCCGAGCAAAGAGCUGGAAGAGUUGCUGCCAGCACUGGCCAGACAGCUGAAGCGCGUCUUCAAGUUUGAAGAAGAGGAGGAGAUGAAUGCAUGCGAUGGCCGAGUGUUGCAGCGGAUUGUCGACAAUUUGGCCAAGUUCUGCAUCGAGAUUUGGUCAGAAAAAGAGGGAGCCAAGCAGAAGGCGAAGCCCAUGCUGGCCUUGACCGGAAAGGCGCGGCAUUACACGAAUCGCUGGUCGGAGCCGCCCGUGGGGCUUAACACCAAGAAGCUCAAGGCCAAGUACCUGGCCACUGAGUCGUGUAUGACCAGCGGCCGACUCUCCGAGAACAUGGACCUGGAUCUGAUGGUGAUACCAGAAGUGCUAGACGGUGACGAUGAGAAUCCGCGCAACCGUGUUUGGCUCGGCCAAAUCAUCCAGAAGGUGACCAUGCGCGACGGUAAAGUCCGAUCGGAUGAGCCAGUGUACUAUGAAUUCAUUUCCUUGUCCUGGAGCAAGACAGCGGACGCGGUCUUCAAGUUCCAUCGGUCCUACGACGCAAUGCCACCAGAGCUCCGGUUUUUCUCCUUGCUCAAGGCCGAAGCUGACUUCGGCAACAAGCUGACCUGGUCACAGAUCCAGCGGGUCUUUGCUAGGUGCAAAAGCCACGGGAUCCUCACCGCUGCGCAGCAUGCAGAGUACAACAAUGCGAUGGAGCUCCGGGUGCACAAGGCCUUGAAGGAAGAGGAGAGCUUCCUGGGGCACGACGUCUUCUUGUGCAUCGGGAUGGGGGGACCAAGCACUGACUCAGAUUGA